Elephantulus edwardii (Cape elephant shrew) is the source of this 615-nucleotide messenger RNA. RefSeq names its product histone H1oo-like. Bases 1 to 615 code for a protein of 204 amino acids. Lineage: Eukaryota; Metazoa; Chordata; Mammalia; Macroscelidea; Macroscelididae. The transcript has 3 exons. The record is from RefSeq and is a predicted model, not a curated record.
AUGAAUAGAUUAAAAACACUAGUCAGCUUUCCACAAAGAGGGGAAGCUAGUGUCUAUCAGGUGGCUCCUGGGAGCGAUGCAUCCAGUGGCACCUUAGAGGCCUCUUCGGUGGAGCUGACAGGGUCUGAGAAGCCAGACUCAAACUCCAAAGUUGUCCCAGGUCUGCAGGGCAACCCCACAGUGCUGGGCAUGGUGCUGGAGGCUUGGUGUCACCUGGGGGCCUCCUCAUCUGGUAGCAUCAAAUUCAUUUCCAAGAAAAAGAAGACAAUAGAGUGCAGAAAGAUGGCCACCAGGAAAUCUGGUGAAGUCCAGAAGAGUCCCAAGGACCGCAGCAAGGCAAAGAAGGACACCCCCACCCCACACAACCCAACGCAGAAAAGAAAACAGCUACAGGCCCCUAGAAAGGCAGCCUCAGAGGCGGGGGAAGAGCCAGAAGCCGAGGCUGCAGCUCAGUCCAAGGACAGAGGCAACAGUGGGUCCAGGACAGCCCCUGUGUCCCUGGCUAUGAAGACUGGGGCACCCGAGAGCCCAAGAAGGCCUGAGCUGCCUGCCAAGGCUUCAUUAUGUAAGGUGUCCCUCAGGAAGGCAAAGCCUGAGAACUCAAAUCUGGGGUAA